This is a messenger RNA of Osmia lignaria (orchard mason bee), 5885 nucleotides long. RefSeq names its product eukaryotic translation initiation factor 5B (gene eIF5B). Gene Ontology annotation, biological process: translational initiation. NCBI's taxonomy places the organism in Eukaryota, Metazoa, Arthropoda, Insecta, Hymenoptera, Megachilidae. Gene Ontology annotation, molecular function: translation initiation factor activity; GTPase activity; GTP binding. Gene Ontology annotation, cellular component: cytoplasm; mitochondrion. The record is from RefSeq and is a predicted model, not a curated record.
GCAAUAAUACAUGGUUUAGUAAUGCACAUAGUCGUGCAGGCCGGGUUAAAGGUGCAGGUAGAGGUUUGGGUGAUCUCAUGAGUUAUUUGUAAUCAUUUCAAGUUCUCCUGUAGGUAUUUGAAUGUGCAAUUGAGUCUUUUUGUAAAGACAAUUUUAUAAGUAAAGCUCUAAAAAAAUUGUGGACGUGUACAGAGAAAAUCUUAAAAGUAGAUCAAGAUGCAGGAAUCUCAGCCGAAGAAAGGCAAGAAAGCCAGAAGAAAGCGCAAUGAUAGUGAUGAAGAUAUUGAAAAGGUCUUGGCUGAAUUGGAAUUGGAAUACACUGGACAAAAGAAGGAAGAGGAAACUGUUGCACCAGUUGAACAAAAACCUGAGGAUGAGGAGAAAAAGAAAAAAGGAAAAAAGGAUAAGAAGAAGGAUAAGGGGGACAUUUUUGAAAUUAAACAAGAAUUGAAGAGUGGUAUACUUCUUGAAGAUGAAGAUAUUGAUGAUGAGAUGGAAAUGAGUACUGUAAAAACUGCAGCACAGAAGAAAAAAGAAAAGAAAGAAAGAGAAAAACAGAAGAAGCUUGCCCAAAAGAAAGUAGAAGUUACUAAGAAGACCGAAAAUGAAGAAGAAAAGAAUGAAGUUGCACCUGAAAAGCAAACUAAGAAAGAACCAUCAGCAAAAGUGCCAGAAGCGAAGGAAGCAGUAGAUGCUGCUGUAUCUGUUGAGGGUGAAGAGGGGAAAAAGAAGAAAAAGAAGGCAGUGAAAGAUGAGAUAAAAGAGAAGGAAAAAGAUAAAGGCAAAGGUCCUGGGAAGAAAACUAUUGCUGCAAUGCAAGAGGCCUUAAAGAAAUUAAAGGAAGAAGAGGAAAGAUUAAAAAAGGAGGAAGAGGAAAGAAUAAAACAAGAGGAACUGAGAGAACAAGCUCGUUUGGAACAAGUUAGGCUUGAACAGGAGCGUAAGGAAAAGAAAAAAUUGAAAGAAAAACAACGAAAGGAACGAUUAAAAGCAGAAGGAAAGCUUUUAACAACCAAACAGAAACAAGAUAGGGCGAGAGCGCAAGCUAUGAUUAAUGCGCUUAAGGCUCAAGGUUUAGAAUUACCGGAUGUAGGAGAAAAGAAACCUAGAGCAGGGACUCGUAUAAGACCAAAUAAGAUGAAACAACAGGUGAGCAUCGACGAGAAAGAUGAUGAGAAAACGGAAGAAGGCAUAACAGAUACGGACAGAGUCGAGGUAGAAAUUGUAGAUCAACAAUCCAAAGAAUCCGAAGAAAAGAAAGACGAUGUUAAAGAUUCAUGGGACGCGGAAAGUAGCGACGAUGAGCAAGAAGAAGAUAAAUCGGACGAGGCACCAAAAACUCCUAAUAAGAUUAAAGGAACUAUUCUUCCACUUGGUAAAGCAAAACAAGUACAAACCAGAAAAGAAUCCUCCGAAAGUGAAUCGGAGAGUGAAACCGGUAGCGAAUCGGAAUCAGAUGAAAGUGAAGACGAUAGUGGAGUAGAAGACAAAGUAUCGGACGCGGCAAAGAAGAAGGAAAGAAUUAGGGAACGAAUACAGCUUCGAAGGAUAGAAGCGGAAAAGAAAAAAUCGUUAGAUAAUCUCAGAGCCUCGGUGGUAUGCGUUUUAGGUCACGUCGAUACCGGAAAAACAAAGAUUCUUGACAAAUUAAGAAGAACGAAUGUACAGGACGGUGAAGCGGGCGGUAUUACUCAACAAAUUGGUGCAACAAACGUACCGAUCGAUGCCAUUCGAGAAUCAACGAAACAUGUCAAAGGGUACGCUGACAAGAAAUUUAAAAUACCUGGACUGUUGAUUAUAGAUACUCCUGGGCACGAAUCUUUCAGUAACUUAAGAAACCGAGGAUCAUCUCUUUGUGAUAUAGCGAUAUUAGUAGUAGACAUUAUGCAUGGUUUAGAACCGCAAACCAUCGAGAGUAUUAAUUUGCUAAAGCAGAAGAAAUGUCCUUUCAUCGUAGCUUUAAAUAAAAUCGAUAGAUUAUACGAUUGGCAAACUAUGAGUCGGAAGGAUGUUCAAGAUAUCGUAAAGACUCAAGCUAUAAAUACGCAGCGAGAAUUUGAGAAACGUUCGAAAGAUGUGAUUGUACAGUUUGCCGAACAAGGCCUGAAUGCUGCGUUAUUUUAUGAAAAUCCAGAUCCUAAAACUUACGUUUCCCUUGUACCUACUAGUGCGAUUACGGGUGAGGGUAUGGGUAAUCUGUUGUCGUUGAUAGUCGAUGCUUGUCAGGGUCCACUAGCUAAGAGACUCAUGUACAGCGAAGAGCUUCAAGCGACAGUUUUAGAAGUGAAAGCAUUACCAGGUCUUGGAACUACAAUAGAUUGUAUUCUAGUCAAUGGAAUGUUGAGAGAAGGUGACACGAUGAUAGUAGCUGGCACCGAUGGUCCUAUAGUGACUCAGAUACGUUCUCUUCUUAUGCCACAACCGUUGAAAGAAUUGAGAGUUAAAAAUGCCUAUAUUGAAUAUCGUGAAAUCAGAGCUGCCCAAGGAGUGAAAAUCGCUGCGAAAGAUUUAGAGAAAGCAAUUGCAGGAUUGAAUCUCCAAGUGGCUCAAAAACCGGACGAGGUGGAGGUAUUGAAAGAAGAAAUUGCGAAAGAAUUAUCCUCCGCCCUCAGGAAUAUUCGACUCGCAGAACGAGGGGUUUACGUGCAAGCAUCAACUUUAGGUGCACUCGAAGCGUUGCUGGACUUCCUGAAAAGCAGCAAAAUACCGUACGCUGGAAUUCGUAUCGGUCCUGUUGUCAAAAAGGACGUUAUGAAAGCUUCUAUCAUGUUGGAACACGACAGUCAAUACGCUACGAUCCUAGCAUUUGAUGUGAAGAUCGAAAGAGACGCACAAGAAUUAGCCGAUUCGCUCGGAGUGAAGAUCUUCCAGGCAGACAUCAUUUACCACCUCUUCGACAAGUUUACCGCUUAUAGAGAGGAGCUGAAGCAACGUAAACGGAACGAAAACAAGCAUAUCGCCGUGUUUCCCUGUAAACUUCGUAUAUUACCACAGCACAUCUACAAUUCUCGAGAUCCAAUCGUCAUGGGUGUAAUGGUCGAGGCUGGAAUCGUCAAAGAAGGAACACCAAUUUGUGUGCCCAGUAAAGACUUUAUAGAUCUGGGCAUGGUCACGAGCAUAGAGUACGAUCACAAGACUGUGGAAUCGGCGAGAAAGGGUCAGGAAGUUUGCGUGAAGAUUGAACCGAUACCCGGAGAGGCACCCAAGAUGUACGGUCGUCACUUCGACGAGAAAGAUUUCAUCGUUAGCAAGAUAAGCAGACAGAGUAUAGACGCGUGCAAAGAGUACUUUAGAGACGAUUUGGUGAAAACAGACUGGCAGUUGAUGGUGGAAUUGAAGAAACUGUUCCAGAUACUCUAGGAGUUGCUAGACACGAUGGAAGUAUUGAGAGUAAAUCGGCGGCUCGAGUGUCUGGCGAUCGAGGCGAGACCUGCGAUCAGUAAACUCACCAACCUCAUCGAAUCUGAUCGUUGUCGAUCGUUCAAUCAAUUUGUAAUAUAUGCCCAACUUUUUGAUCUUUCAGUCGUUGUCAUUGAUAUCCGCUAAAAGAAAAAAGAAAAAAAGAAAAAGUCGUCGCACGCCUUGCUUCGAUCCCUGUGAUCCUUUUCAACGCGAUAUCCUUGUACGAGCGGUGGUUUUCCUCGAAAGAAAAACAAAUUAUUUUUCAACCGUGUUUAACCGUUUCGCUAUAAAGUUUCUCGCUUGUGCAAUGGAAACAUUUAAAAUGAUACACGCACGAUUGAUAAAAUUAUUUUACUUACGUUCUUACCAUUUAUCGGGAGAAAAUAGCCGUAGCGAAAUGGUUAAGCGAUAACAAAACGAGACUGAGAAUUCUUUUUGUCAAACCUUUUGCACAAUUUAAAUUCUUUUGAAUUGGAAUCUCCUCUUGUGGUGCAAACAGUUUAAUUCGUGGGUUUAAUUGAACUCGAUAACGCGUAAUAAAUUGAAGGAUAGAGGAAUCUAGUGCAAUUGUUGUUCCAACGUUGAUCAACGUUAAAAUUUAUUUUUAAUAGAACCCGUGUGAUAGCUUCAGCUCCUCCCCUAAAAGAUAAGUGGCUCGUUUUGAAAUAACAUCUAAACUACAACUCGGUUCCUUUUACCUUAGAUACCCAUUUCUAUGUUUCAUUUAACGAUUUUCAUAGAUUCCCAUAAAAACGUCAGAAAAUCGCAUACGAUAUAGAAUAUUUUAGCAUUUGUAUUUUUUAUGAAAAAUGAAUAAUGGUUGGGUAUGGUUAAUUCGAACGGCACUUAUUUUGAAAUGCCCUAUAUAACUGAAGAUUCCCAUAAAGGCAAACGAUUCACAAGAGCUUCGCUGUACUUAACCAUCGAGUUUAUGCCUGACACCUUAACGAGCACGUAAAACAGGAGAAACUGAAUAUCGAAUAGCUGAAUCGUUUGAUGUGUACAGUCAAAUACCGUUAGCCGUGUCUUAGAAAGAUGGAAUUGCGACCGGCGAAAUAUAUAUCGCGAUAAACAGUUCGAUAGUGCGUAAGUGUUCCACGAAUCCAAGUACAUAUUUUCGAAAACGGAAAAGGAGAUUAAUGAAAAAAAAAGGGAUAAGAUCUUUUGCGUAUAUUUUUUAAUCCGCUGUACUCUCAUAUAUCUUAUCUCUAACACCGAUGUUUGUAUUGUUUUAAAAAAAGAAAAUCCAUUUCAAACUUGAACGCAAAAGGUCUUAUGAAAGAAGAUAAAAAAUAAAAUAUAUCCGCUCUGGUUUAUCUCCAUAGAAACGUCGCAGUGUCUCGGGCUGAAUAUCCAGAAAUUAGCAUAACAGAGAAGGAAAAAGAGGGGCCUUGCGAAUUAAUUUUAUUACGACCAAUGAUCCACAACUCAAUAGCUACAUUGGAUACGCUGAGCGAAAGGAAGUGCUCAGCGUUUCCUAGUUUCCGGCCACUCUUCGAUCCCUGAACGAACCGUCGAGACGAGUCAACGAGUUUCGUCCCGUACCUCCUGUACAGGGUGUUCAAACAGUAAUAGUCAUUAGUUUUGCGAAAAGUAAAAUCAAUCGUUAAAUUAACACUUUACUAUAAUCGCAAACUUAAUCAUUGGUCGUUGAAUGACCCAACAUCCACCGUCCAAGAGUUGAAAAUAAAAUUAAAAAAUUAAUUUUAACCUUCAGUUUUGCAAAUUUCUGUGGAGGAGGAAAAAUCUUUUUAACACCCUGUACAUAGAGAUGGUUAGACGAACAAGAGGCGGUAGCUGUUUAAACGACAAAAGGGACUUCCGUCUUCUCUCUUUCUCUUCUUCCGGCUAAUUUCACGCGAAGAUAAUUCUUUUUUUCUACGUUUUUGGUUUCAGGCAAACAUGUUUAGAAUAUCAUUCUAAAGACAGCGAAUGCAUCGAGGAAAGAAAGAUAAAAGAAAGUUUUAGAUUGAAAAAUGAAGCCAUCGUAAUCUGACUAAUUACAAUUACAGCACCAUAUCGCAUGGUGUAACAGAAGAAAAUAUAAAACAACGAUAAUUACGAAGCAGGGAUUUAAUCGUUAUUAGUUAUAAAAGCAAAGAGUGAAGGCAGGUAUUCACGAUCGAUUCGUGGAAUCAGAAGCGUGUCUCGCAUAAAGUUUCCGACGUGUUUCCGGUUUCAUCGCGCGAGUAGGAAGAAGCAGAAAGAGGGACAGAAAGAGUUAGUAGGUGUAGAUAAGUGAACAGAAGAAGGAUAACGAAUGAACGAGAGAAAUAGUGUGUCUUCUGUGUGUGAGUGUGGUGGAUGCAAAAAAGGUAGAAUGCCAUAACAUUAGAAGAAAAAGAAAAAUGGAAAUGAUAUACGAGAGCCUCAUGUGUUUUGUAUAUGUACCCACUUUGUAUAAGAUAAUCGAGUGAAUUAUCGCGAUCGAAAAUAAAGACUAUACAAGUUUCACAAUAAAAAGAAAAAGAAAAAAGAAAAAA